Molecule: messenger RNA, 1503 nt
Organism: Anopheles marshallii
Lineage: Eukaryota; Metazoa; Arthropoda; Insecta; Diptera; Culicidae
Exons: 5
Coding region: 52-1503 (483 amino acids)
Source: RefSeq, a predicted model, not a curated record
AGCUGGAGCUUAGUGAUAUAUAAAAAUAAAAGCAUCAAAAACAGAAACGAGAUGAUCUGCUGCCCGAGAGCGACAUCCCUGCUGCAGUGGUGGUGUAUUUUUAUACUCUACACACAACGCACCGAUUGUGCAUCGUUCUUCUCAAAUGCCGAACCAGCAACGGCUGCGGGUGUGUUAUCGCUGUGCGGCGAGAGCGGAGAAACCAGCGAGCAGUACGUUAGCGAUAAGGGUCCGACGUCCAGCGUGUUGCUAGCCCUGCGCCCGGAACACGGCAAAGCGUCACCGUCCACGGCCACUUCCUGCAAACGGCAGUACCGGGCACCCGAUGCGUACAACUUCUUCGUGCGAAUGCAGCGCGUUCCAGCCGUGGGUUCGCGCAGUUCCGCCAGCAGAAAGUACAACGGCAACAAGUCGAGCAACAGCACCCAUAGCUGCCCGCUCACGAUUUCCCAAUCGGCCAACGGUGAAGUGUUGCCCUCGUGGCGGCUGGAUCCAUGCCUGCUGGAAACGUCCGGCACGCAGGAAGAACCGAUGCGGCUGAUGCAGGGCAAGCUGAACAUUGUCUGGAAUCACGAUGGCAAUGCGCCCAACUAUCGCCUCCAGAUCACGGUUGUGGGCCAGGGUGCGGUUUGCCUCGAACGCGACAAGCAUUCCUGUCUGGAGUAUGUCGGCAUGCCGUUGCUGUGCAUUGCCCGGGAGCUCGUUUGUGACGGACUGCCCAACUGUCCACCGCUCGGAACGGAGGUCAGUGACGAGAACGAGGCGAUGUGUGCCAAGCACCGGCAGCAGGAAUAUUCGGAAAAUCCCGUCCAAUCGGUAUUUCGUCAGUACAUCCAAAACACGAUCAAGUCAUUCUUUGGCGGCGAACCGAAGGAGCUACCGUCGAAACCUGCCUUCGGUGAGGUGGACAUUGGGCUGGAGCAAAAGUUUGGUGCCAUGUACCCACCGGUUUCUUCACCGUUUCCACCGCCGGCAACCGAACCAACGGUGGUGCCGCCCAAAAAGCACCGCAGCAGCCUAACCGGGCUGUCCAAAUAUGGCCCAUGGGGUUAUCUGUUCCUCGGUAUGCUCAUAUGCGGUGGUGCAUUGCUAAUUUGCGGUCUCUGGGAGUGCUGUUGCCGAUCGCACAAACCGGAAACCGAAAGUACGGACGAUUCGAUACAGGAUCAGGUGCCGUCAUUUCUGCAAACAUCACCGCCGACCGAUACCGGUCGGCAGGGAAUGGCCGCCGGGGACAGUCCCGCCACCCACAAUCUACCUCACUACGGAGAGCUUGAUCCACCGCCCGCAUAUUCGGUGCUGUUUCCCACCCAGAAACCGUCCGAUGGUGGUAACGAGUUACCGGUGACUGCCGAGACCGCACAAACCAACAGUCCUAGCAUUAGCGAUAGCAAUAACAGCCGAGAUGGCAGCGAUGGACAUUCACGGGUAGCGGAUGAGGAAGGUUUGGAGGUGGCCGGUGAAGCACCACCGGUUCCACUUUCAUCCACAUCCGUUCCCUAG